Molecule: messenger RNA, 2967 nt
Organism: Neofelis nebulosa (Clouded leopard)
Lineage: Eukaryota; Metazoa; Chordata; Mammalia; Carnivora; Felidae
Gene: JRK
Product: Jrk helix-turn-helix protein
Exons: 1
Coding region: 92-1717 (541 amino acids)
Cellular component (GO): nucleus
Molecular function (GO): DNA binding
Source: RefSeq, a predicted model, not a curated record
GGGAGCAGAGGAAAGGGGCGGGAGGGGCAAGAAGUCGGCCAGGCCCCACGGCGAGUGUCUCCCCACCCACCGGGGACAAGCCAGCCUCCGCAUGGCCUCCAAGCAGGCUGCCGGCAGGAGCCCGGGGGAGAAGCGCAAGAGGGUGGUGCUGACCCUGAAGGAGAAGAUCGACAUCUGCACGCGCCUGGAGAAGGGGGAGAGCAGGAAGGUCCUGAUGCAGGAGUACAACGUGGGCAUGUCCACCCUGUACGACAUCAAGGCCCACAAGGCGCAGCUGCUUCGGUUCUUUGCCAACUCGGAUUCCAACAAGGCCCUGGAGCAGCGACGCACCCUGCACACGCCCAAGCUGGAGCACCUGGACCGCGUCCUGUACGAGUGGUUCCUGGGGAAGCGCGCCGAGGGCGUGCCCGUGUCGGGCCCCAUGCUCAUCGAGAAGGCCAAGGACUUCUACGAGCAGAUGUGCCUGACGGAGCCCUGCGUGUUCUCCGGCGGGUGGCUGUGGCGUUUCAAGGCCAGGCACGGCAUCAAGAAGCUGGACGCGUCCGGCGAAAAGCAGGCGGCCGACCACCGGGCGGCAGAGCAGUUCUGUGGCUUUUUCCGGAGCCUGACCGCCGAGCACGGCCUGUCCCCGGAGCAGGUGUACAAUGCUGACGAGACCGGACUUCUCUGGCGGUGCCCGCCGACCGCCAGCCCGGAAGGCGGGACGGCGCCCGGCGUCAAGCAGAACAAGGACAGGCUGACCGUCCUCGUGUGCGCCAACGCCACCGGCUCGCACAAGAUCAAACCCCUGGUGAUCGGGAAGCGCGGCGGCCCCAGGGCCUUCCGGGGCAUCCAGCACCUGCCGGUGGCAUACAAGGCCCAGGGCAACGCCUGGGUGGACAAGGAGAUCUUUUCCGACUGGUUCCAUCACAUCUUUGUUCCCUCGGUGAGGGAGCACUUCCGAGCGGUGGGCCUGCCCGAGGACGGCAAGGCCAUCCUCCUGCUGGACGGCGCCCGGGCGCGCCCGCGGGAGUCCCAGCUGGUUUCCGACAACGUCCUCACCGUCUUCCUGCCCGCGGGCGCCACCGCUUCCAUCCAGCCCAUGGACCAGGGCAUUCGGAGAGAUUUCCUGAGGAAUUUCAUCAACCCCCCCGCCACGCCGCAGGGCCGUCACCCCCGUUACAGCAUGAACGAGGCCAUCGUCAGCGUGGCCUGCGCCUGGAGCGCGGUGCCCCGCCACGUCUUCAGCCGGGCCUGGAGGAAGCUGUGGCCCGCGGCCACGUUCGCCGAAGGCUCGUCUUCCGAGGAGGAGCCGGAGCGUCUCCCAACGAAGCCUCACGACCAAACUUUUGCGCACAUCCUGGAGCUCGGGAGAGAGGCCCCGGCCCGCCCCGGCAGCCGGCUUCACCGGGGCGCGGCCGCCGAGGGAGACGGGCUGGGAUGCGAGGCCGGGGAGGGCCUGGCCCCGUCCGCGGGGGGCCCGGACCAGGUGGAGAAGGAUGGCGACGAGGCGGCCUGGGAGCAGGCGGCCUCGGCCUUUGACUCUGUCGUCCGCUUCGCCGAGGGACAACCCUGCUUCACGGCGCAGGAGGUGGGGCAGCUGCGCGCGCUGCGCUCGGUGUUCGCGAGGCAGCGGCAGGCGAAGCAGCGGCGCGUGGCCCUCAGGGCCGCGGUCAAGCUCGAGGCCCCCCAGGAGCUCUCCCCUCUGCCCUGCUCGUCCGCGGCGGCCGAGGACUGAUGGCUGGGGGCGCUGCAGAGCCGGGCAGAGCUCGCCCAGGAGGCUGGGCGCCCGGUGUGGGGCCUCGGCGACUUGGGGCGGCCCAUCCCGCGUGUUCUGGUUCGUCGCGGGCCUGUCGUGUUUUCUGGCGCGUGAACGUGAGGAGCCCUUCUGGAAGGGUCCGCCAGACCGAUAGCCUAGCGGAACAUCCUGUGACCGGAGCCCAGGACCGUGCCGGACGGAUUCUGGCCUCGUGCGCGCUGGCUGAGCCCUGCUGUGUGUGCGGGUGGAGACGUCUGUGCGUCCGGGAGGAGAAAAGCCGGUCCUCGGGCCAAGCGAUGGCAGUACCUGCGGCCCCUGGACCGGGUCGGCGUCAACCACGGCCUGCCCGUCCGUCCCCUUUGGCCCGGGUCUGCCGUGUGGCCACCAUCCCUGCGUCAGGUGGGCGCGACGCCUGGGACUCCGCUUCUGACCGUGAGUCGGCAGAGCCCUCGCCUGCGGCUUCGAAGGCACACGUCGUCACCCUGCUCGCGUGUCCCUACUUCAGCCGCGGGCUCACUCAGCCGCCCCGGCCUCCCGCGCGUUCCUCCUGGGACCCCAGGGCGUAGGGGCCGCACGCUGCGCUGGCGUGACGGAGUCACUUCCCACAGCGCGGACAGGACCGUCCCUCCGGGCUGCCCGCUGCCCCGAGGGGCCCGUGGCGCACUGCCGGCAGGUCUGGUGUCCGGGCUCCAAGUUCACCAUUCGCUCCCAGGGAUUCCGCGCUUCCCGCCUUCACGCUGACGAAUCUUGAGGAGGCGCUCGGAGAUGAGGCUGAGGUUUGCGCACACGCGACCCGGCGCUGGAACCAGCUGCUUAGGUCUCUAGCGAUGCUUGAACUCCUGCGGUCGGCCCUUCCCACCUCUGUGCCGCGUGCGGGCAGGAGCCGGCAGCACCACCUGGCCGGGGGAAGACGCGGUCCCUCCCGUGUCUCCCGGAUGCUUCCGGCCUCGCCGGCACCGCUGCGGCCCCUUGCCGGCCGUGCUCCCCUCCCGACGUGUCCCCUCACCUCCGUGCCCCUGGAUUCACGGCCUGGUGGCCGAGCUGGCGCGACGUUUUCCUUCCUCCGUUUGCCGUGUGUCCCUCCGGGAGCCGCGGGAACGGUGCUUGGCGUGCGGCCGGUCCCACCGGUGCUGUCACAUCUUUCUGAACACGGGAGGCGGCCGCUGCUGCCGUGGGGCAGCACGUGGGCCGUGCGUGCUUUCUGUGCACGUGUGAAGAUGGUGAACGAA